ACGGGGAUUCGGACCGGGAACCUUCCGGUUGUAAGACGACGGUCCCAGUCAGGGCACUGCUUACACGUGGAGAGCAGACGUGAGGUUGACGUCACUUCAUCAGCGCGCGCGGACAGGGCUACUUGGAGCCGUGGGUCCGCGCGGAUGUGACAGCGCUGACACAAAACAAUGGGAAGCUCCCGCGCACGCACCGAGACACCGGCCCGGGUUGGCACGAGCCACGGAACCUUCUGCACUGCCGGGCACGCUUUGAAGCAUGGAAACGGCGCCGCUGUGAACUUCAACUUAUUCCGCGGCCACCAUGGCAUCGCCAUCGGACACAGACAAUGACACGUGCCACUGCCGCGAGUCCGUGGAGCCGGGCAGCCCGACCAUCAGCGCGCUCAUGUUUUCGGCCGGCGUCGUGGGCAACGUGAUCGCGCUUGUCCUGCUGGAGGUGCACCGGCGGAAGGAGCAGCGCCGCGAGCGCCGCGAGCGCCUCUCCCUCUUCCACGUGCUCGUGACGGCGCUCGUGCUCACCGACCUGAUGGGCACCUGUCUGGUGAGCCCGCUCGUGCUCACCUCCUACGCGCGCAACCUGACGAUGAUGGGCAUGAUGACGGGCGGCAGCGCCGUGUGCGACUACUUCGGCUUCAGCAUGACUUUCUUCAGCCUGGCCACCCUGUCCAUCCUGUUCGCCAUGGCCCUGGAGCGCUGCGUCUCCAUCGGGUGUCCCUACUUCUACUGGCGCCGCGUGUCCCGGCGCUGCGGCUUCAUCUCCAUCCCCGUCAUCUACAUCAUCUGCAUGCUCUUCUGCCUCUUGCCCUUCGGGGGCUUCGGCAGCUACGUGCAGUACUGCCCGGGCACGUGGUGCUUCAUCGACAUGAAGCCGUCGCGCGCCGAGCACAAGCUCUACGCGGCACUCUACGCCUCCAUGGUGCUGCUCUGCGUGCUCGCCGUGGCCGCGUGCAACGCCUUCGUCGUGUACAACCUGCUGCUCAUGUACCGCCGGCGCCAGGCGAACCGCGGCUCCGUGCCGAGCGCGAGCCGCAGCGGGAGCGCGAGCCGCAGCGGGAGCGCGAGCCGCAGCGGGAGCGCGAGCGGCGCGCACCACCGGGGCCACUUCUCCAUGGCCGAGGAAGUGGAGCAUCUCGUCUUCAUGGUCUUCAUAACCGUGGCGUUUAUGAUCUGUUCGCUUCCGCUCGUGAUGCGCGUGUACAUCAACUCCAUGGGCCAGAGACAAGAGAGCCACCAGAUGGAUCUUACUGCCCUGCGCUUUCUCUCCAUCAACUCCAUCAUUGACCCCUGGAUCUUUAUCAUCCUCAGCCCUUCAGUACUGCGCUUCCUCUGGGGGACAAUGUGCAGGAGCCCAUCCUUCCGAUCUGCAGGGGUAAUGUUCAAGUCCUCCGUUGGGAAAGAUAAGCAAGGUCAGCUCGAGCGCUGUGCCAACAAAGUCCCAGUAAACAUUACCAACAUUCAGAGCCAAACAGAAUGAUUUCACAGUGGAACACAAAAAAUGGAAGCUGAACUGUCAAUGUGGGUGUAAAAUGCUUUUGUUUUGAAUUACAAAGUCAUCAUGGAUGCAAACAAUGCAGAAUAUAAUUAUAAAGGGAUGUUUUGCUUGUUUAUGUACUUAGUAGAGCAAUGCAGUGACAUAAGAGGGAAAUCUGAUUUUGCAGCCGGACGUUAAUAAAAAUAGGCAAAAAAUCUUAAAGUCAAGGAAUUAGUCAAGGAUAAUAACUUAAAAUUGAUUUUUAAGACAAAUUACUUAAUCCAUAGCAUUUGAAAACUGUACUUGAAUACCUUCUGGCAUUUUUGAUCCCAAGUCUUUCACACUGAAAGGAAAUAAUUGAACAUCAGUUUAUAUUGCAAGGGGCUUUGAUAUAAUAACUGUAAAAUAACUGCAAAAAAAACAUAUGAUGACAAUCAUCAAACAGAGUUGCCACUGUCUCAGGUCAUCUUAACAAUAUGGGUUGUCAACUCGCUGUCAUUAUUUCAAAUUCCCAGCCACAGACAGUACAAGAAAAAGCUUGUAGAUUAAGGUAUAAAACGGUUCCUUUGCGUUUGUUUUGAAAAAGUGAAGCUCUCACCAAAGACCACCUUGUCCUUAGAAGUUGCACAGUGUUGCCUUUUCUAGAUAACUUCACAAUAAUUUGCAGUCUUAGCACACUUAAUGUUGCGAAAUACUACAGCUGACAAAUACUGGGCAGCAUUAGUUAUUUCUACAGAUGAUUACGAAACAUUUCUUAAUUUAGUCAAAAUUGAGCGUACAAAAACUAUCGGUUUAUUAUACAGACUGACUUUGUGAACAAAUGUGCAUUAACGGGACUGCACUGAAAACAAAUGGCGAAUGGUAGGCACAGCUGUAUCUUGAAUGUAAGUAUUUGAAUGUCAUAGCCAUUAAGUGAUGUGUAAGAUCUCCAUUCUCAGUGCACUUGGCUUGGGAACAAUCAUGUAAAUAUCCUGAAGAGAGAGCGAUGCAAGUGUGGACUGGAGUAAUGCACAGGAGUGAUGCCCUUUUACAGUCAAGCAUAAAAUCCUGAAAUGGAGCUGAAAGCAGAUGUAUCAGUAUUGUUUUUUAAUUACAGAACCACACAUAUCACAUAUGCAUUUUCAUAUAUAUACAGUAUAUACAUAAAG
Molecule: messenger RNA, 2619 nt
Organism: Scleropages formosus (Asian bonytongue)
Lineage: Eukaryota; Metazoa; Chordata; Actinopteri; Osteoglossiformes; Osteoglossidae
Gene: ptger2a
Product: prostaglandin E receptor 2a (subtype EP2)
Exons: 3
Coding region: 302-1474 (390 amino acids)
Biological process (GO): positive regulation of cytosolic calcium ion concentration; adenylate cyclase-activating G protein-coupled receptor signaling pathway; inflammatory response
Cellular component (GO): plasma membrane
Molecular function (GO): prostaglandin E receptor activity
Source: RefSeq, a predicted model, not a curated record